Mauremys mutica (yellowpond turtle) is the source of this 860-nucleotide messenger RNA. Its product is annotated as signal peptide peptidase-like 2B. Gene Ontology annotation, cellular component: cytoplasmic side of endoplasmic reticulum membrane; Golgi-associated vesicle membrane; lysosomal membrane. Gene Ontology annotation, molecular function: aspartic endopeptidase activity, intramembrane cleaving. The record is from RefSeq and is a predicted model, not a curated record. The transcript has a single exon. Lineage: Eukaryota; Metazoa; Chordata; Testudines; Geoemydidae. Gene Ontology annotation, biological process: membrane protein proteolysis. The coding region runs from base 191 to 742 and encodes 183 amino acids.
UCCGUGUCCUCUCGGACCAGACAGCAGGGAAUGGGACACAAGGGAAGGAUUAUUGUACCCAUUUCAGCUCAGAGAUGGUGCUUGUGCCACAUGAGCUGAGACAGGCCCUCUGCUGCCGCUUCAAGACUAUACUGACUCUGCCUUCUGUUCUCCACAUUCCCACCUGUCCCCUGGGGCAUUCAGAAAGUCGAUGCCGGCAGUGAUGUGGGGCAACUGCAGCCUCUGUGAGAAAGGGAGACUGGCUCAGCUGCACGGGGCCCAGAGUUUACUGGUAAUCGUAAGAGAGACACUAGGCUCUUUCUGCACAGGAGACGGCAGUAGGAGCUGUCAGUUCCCAGAGAUUGCAGCUACUGCACCAACACUGACCCCAUUCAGCCGCCCCCAUUGCAUGCCAGUCAUUGCCAUCCCCGUGGUUGUGCUCCAUUAUUCUGAUAUGCUGGAUAUCAGGGGCAAGAAAUUCAGUGAGCAUCCACUCAGGGCUGCCGUGUACCUUCCCACGAGGCCCAGCCUAGACGACAGCAUGGCAAUCCUUUUCAUCUUGGCAGUGGGCACCGUCAUGAUUGGUGGCUACUGGGCAGGGCUUCUGGUAGCAGCGAAACCUCAGCUCACAGAGCACCAGGAUGAAGAGGACGAGGAAUACAGUGACAAAGUGGUUGACUGCACCCUCACCAUGAUCUGUGUUACCAUAGCAACGUCCUCCUCGCUGCUACGCUUCUCUAUUGCUUCCAUAAUCACUUUGUGAGUGUCAUGAUUGGGAUAUUCUGCUGCAUUUCCUCCAAAGCUCUCUACAGUUGCAUCUCUCCUUUUGUGAGAAGAAUCCCACUUGGAGAAUGCAGGAUCCACUUGCCCUGUUUACACAA